AAAGUGGGAAAAAGUACUAAUUGCGGCAGUGAGUCCACUCCAUUUUACUUUGGAGGGGUAGCUUCCUGCGCCGCUGCCAUGGUCUCACAUCCUUUCGACCUGGCCAAGGUUCGGCUCCAGACAGUCACUGGCGCAAGCCGGUCAGGAAUGCUAAAGACCAUGUUCACCAUUUUCACCCAAGAAGGCCCUACCGCCUUGUAUGCCGGUCUAUCAGCCAGUUUGCUCCGCCAAGCAACUUACUCGACUGUUCGUUUUGGCGUCUACGACAAACUCAAAACCGCCAUGACAACCGGGAAUCAGAAACCCGGUUUCGUGCAGAUGUUGGUUUGUUCCAGUAUUGCUGGAGCCUUGGGUGGAGCAUGUGGUAAUCCUGGUGAUGUUGUUAAUGUUCGUAUGCAAAACGACGGUCAGCUGCCAGCUGCUCAACGACGAAACUAUCGUAACGCACUGGAUGGUGUGAUUCGUAUUACUCGUGAGGAGGGCGUUGCCUCCUUAAUGAGAGGUGUUGGUCCCAACGUCAAUAGAGCCAUCUUGAUGACAGGAUCACAGUUGGUCAGUUACGACGUGUUCAAGGACUUGUUGCUCAACAACGUUGGCCUUUCCGACGGUAUGGGUGUGCAUUUCGGCUCCAGUCUUUUAGCGGGUUUGGUCGCUACAACGGUAUGCUCGCCCGUUGAUGUCAUCAAGACUCGUAUCAUGAGUGCCAGUUCGGCUCAAGGGGUGGGAGCUGUAUCUGCUAUGAAGGAUAUGAUCCGCACUGAAGGCGUUCUCUCUUUGUUCAAGGGUUGGACUCCAGCUUUCAUUCGCCUCGGUCCACAUACAAUUGUCACCUUUAUGGUUUUGGAACAACUGAAGCAAUGGCAUCAAGCUUUCUAUUCCCAAAAACCUGCCGUUGUCGCCAUGAACAAGGCAUAGACCAGCAUAUUUCACCCCCUU
Molecule: messenger RNA, 936 nt
Organism: Umbelopsis ramanniana AG
Lineage: Eukaryota; Fungi; Mucoromycota; Umbelopsidomycetes; Umbelopsidales; Umbelopsidaceae
Exons: 4
Coding region: 79-915 (278 amino acids)
Biological process (GO): succinate transmembrane transport; malate transmembrane transport; thiosulfate transport
Cellular component (GO): mitochondrial membrane
Molecular function (GO): succinate transmembrane transporter activity; thiosulfate transmembrane transporter activity; oxaloacetate transmembrane transporter activity
Source: RefSeq, a predicted model, not a curated record